Corapipo altera (White-ruffed manakin) is the source of this 4975-nucleotide messenger RNA. It is a transcript of the gene TOR3A, whose product is annotated as torsin family 3 member A. The coding region runs from base 1851 to 3101 and encodes 416 amino acids. Gene Ontology annotation, molecular function: ATP binding; ATP hydrolysis activity. Gene Ontology annotation, cellular component: nuclear envelope; endoplasmic reticulum lumen. Lineage: Eukaryota; Metazoa; Chordata; Aves; Passeriformes; Pipridae. The record is from RefSeq and is a predicted model, not a curated record. The transcript has 7 exons.
CAGACUCAGCUGAAGAUGAGCAAAUACUAUAGUGAGGGUUCCAGCAGAGGAAUCAAAAAAUCCAGCUCUUAACGAUGUGCAGCACUUGGGCUAGGCUGACAUCCCAGGAGUUAUUCCCUGGUACCAUGGAGCUGGAGCAGUGUUGGACAGUCAGUUUAUCUUUCAUAAUUUUCUUUUUUGAUAAGCUCUCUUCAGCUAAAGCACUUACCCUGGGAGGUCAGAGUUUGAAUGUUACAGCUAUGAAUUUUUUUAUAAAUGUACAUAAAUUCUUCAGUUCAGGUGCUUCAACUAGUUUUCAGGAAGGCUGGCAGCAGUUUAAUUUGCUAUGGCUACAGCAAGUUUAAUUUUUUUUUAUUUUUUUUUUUUAGUAUGCUGCACUGGUUCUAGUUCUGUUUAAGUUACUGCAGCUGGUGUUCAGAUUGUAGCCUAUUUUUGAACCUGGAGGGGGCAGUUUUGUUAAUCCCAGUAUUUUGAAUGCCAUUGUGUAAUAUUUGCAGCCACCUGUAGAUGGUGAUGCAUUCCAUGCCUGGGCUGCACCCCCCUUCCCAUCCACUGGUACCAGGGAAUUUCCAGGCUGGAUGAAUUGCAUUUAUUAUCCCUCUUAUUUUUAUUUUUCUGAGCAUAUGGGAUACCCUUGAAAUCCUUUCCAUUUCCAAAGCAUCCUGGCCUUGUCUCAGUUAGGAUAAGUUGUGGAUGACCUUGUCCUGCUGCUCAGUAAUUGUGGAGGCCUCAGUUUCUUACAGUAAGCCAGCAAUGGGUACAGCUUAAGAUAAAAUGCAAGUUUUAUGGGGUUUAUCCACUUUUUAUCUUCCUCCCACGGCCAAGUGUGUGUGAGUAUACAUUAACAAAAUGAAAGCCAGGGACUGCAUGGGAUUCCAGGAUCCCCUGCCAGAGCACAGUCAGCCCUAAGGAAGCAGUUCUGCUUCCCUGUACAAGAAGGGGUUUACCAAUGGUUGGAGAAACUGGCAGGAGGAAGCUGGAUGUUGGUGAUGAGCUUGGUGGUGGCCGUGAGUUGUACCUGUCCCAGAGCUCUGAUCUAAUUCCUGAACAGAACUUGGAGCCCAGCAGGAACAAACAGCCCAGUGUAGCUCCUUGUGCUGCCGGGCUGACUCACCCACUGCCUCCUGCUCCCUCGUUUAUGCCCGUUAUUUUGGUAUCCCCUUGGAAAUGACUCUAAUGAACAACUACCGCUGUGCCUUGCGUCUGUGGCAGCAAAACUUCGGCUGAGCCCUUGGGCUACUUAAAAACCAGAUUAUUUGCCUUCCUCAGCCACUUAUUUGCCGGUGCUGCAGCUCUGUGGGAGCAGCCUGAGUUGGACUCGAUGAUCCUUGUGGGGUCCCUUCCAACUCGGAAUAUUCUGUGCAAUCAGAAACAGAUACUCUGUGAAACCAGGCUGGUAGCGGUGCCCGGGAGGUUCCCUGGGCAUCUCUCAAGCUCCCGCCCCUCCCGGCCAGGGUUGGCCGGAGCUGAGGAGGGGCCGGAGUCCAACCCUGGCGCGGAGCAGGGACCGGAGGGUGCCAGUGGCUCCGGCCGGGGCCGGGUUUUGGGGUGUCCCGGUGGCUGUGCCCGGGCGGGUUUUGGGGUGUCCUGGUGCCGAGUUUUGGGGUGUCCCGGUGGCUGUGCCCGGGCGAGUUUUGGGGUGUCCUGGUGCCGGGUUUUGGGGUGUCCCGGUGGCUGUGCCCGGGCGGGUUUUGGGGUGCUGGCGGUGCUGACCCCGCCCCGCCGCGUUUGGGCAGCGCCGCCCAUCGCGGACGGGAAGUGAGGUCACGGCUGGAGGGAGGCCGGGAGCCCGCGGGCAGAUCCCGCAGAGCCAGGCAGGGUCAGCUCCCAUCCCACGGGAUCCCCGAGCCAUGGCCGUGGGCCAGGACGGGCCCCCGGCUGGGCUGGGGCUGAGCUGCUGCGUCCUGGUGGUGCUGCUGCUGCUGGGGGGCUCGGGCAGCCCGGGGACACCGCCACCGCCACGGGCGACGUGGGCAGAGCGGCAGGGACACGGUGGGGAGGGGGCUCCGCGGGGCAGGGCGAGCUUCGAGGGGUACGAGGCUGUGAAGAAGCACUUGGGAGCCGUGGGUGCCCUCUCCAAGCAGUACUGGCAGUACCUGGCGUGCAAGGUGUGGAAGGAGGGCUGCGAGGAGGAGAAGGAGGAACAAAAAGAGCCCAGUCCCAGCCCAGGCUGGAGCUUACCUCUGGUGGGCCAGGAUUACCUGGAGAUCCUCUCUGCCUGGUACUGCACCUUUGGCAAGUGCUGCGAGACAGGAGACUGCAGGAUAGUCAACAACAUCACAGGGCUAGAGGCAGACCUCAGUGAGCAGCUCCACGGGCAGCACUUGGCCAAAGAAGUGGUUGUUCGGGCAGUGCAGGGAUUCCUGCAGAGCCCACAGCCUGAGAAGGCGCUGGUCCUGUCCUUCCAUGGCUGGUCUGGCACUGGGAAGAACUUUGUGGCCCGGAUGGUGGCCAGUCACCUGUACCGGGAUGGGCUGAGGAGCGACUGCGUCAGGGUGUUCAUCUCCCUCCUCCACUUCCCCCACCACAAGUACCUGGACUCCUACAAGGCCCAGCUGCAGAGGCAGCUCAGCGAGACCCUGCAGCUCUGCAGGCAGUCCCUCUUCAUCUUCGACGAGGCCGAGAAGCUGCAUUCCAGCCUCCUGGAUGCCAUCAGGCCCUUCAUGGCUCCCUACGGACACGAGGGCCAGGCAGACCAACAGAGAGCCAUCUUCCUCUUCCUCAGCAAUCUCGGUGGAAACACCAUCAAUGAGGUCGCCCUGGACUUCUGGCGAGCCGGCCGGGCCCGGGAGGAGAUCUCCAUGGAGUUCCUGGAGCAGCGGCUGCGGCUGGAGCUGCAGGAGCCUGCAGAGAACAGUUAUGCCCACAGCCACCUCCUCAGAGAGAACCUCAUUGACUUCCUGGUGCCAUUCCUGCCCCUGGAGUUCCACCACGUGAAGCUCUGCGCGCGGGACGCCUUCCUGGCCCGGGGACUUCCCUACUCCGAGGCCACCCUGGACGAGGUGGCCAGGAUGAUGGUGUUUGUCCCCAAAGAGGAGAAGCUCUUCUCUGCACAGGGCUGCAAAUCUGUGCCCCAGCGCAUCAAUUACUUUCUUCCUUGAACACCAGGUGGGACUACAUAUGUGGUGGAGGUGGUUCUGCACUCUGGGAGCUGCUCCCCUUGCACAAGGUUGGGCACACAGGUGACCCAGCCAGGCACUUGCAUGGGGACAGAGACUCAAUCCCUCCUUACUCCAAGGGCUGUUGCAGGGAAGGAGUUGCAUCCCACCCAGCUUUACUCCUGGGACGUGGGGACAGCCUGUGCUUGGCUGUGUUUGGAGUCUGUCUGGUGUUUUAAGUCUCUUUUAGGUGGCAGUGGCCUGAAGGGGAGAUUGGGUUGUGCUGACAAAUGCUGUUUCAUGUGAGUGGAGACUGGGAAUAUCCAAGUUCUUGGUUUGCUGCCAUGUGGUGAAGGCAGGCCUGGGACAGGCUGGUCCUGUUCAGACAGUGCAGCAGAAGCCACGUCCUCGUCCCUGUCCCCAGUUCUGUCACUUCACAAGAUCACACAGAACUGUUUUGCUGGAAUUAAAUUUUUCCCUCUGUUGCUCUCGUGCCUUCCCAAGGUGUUUGCUGCUCAGGGACACGCAGACCAGGAUCAUGUUUGUGCAUGGAGAAGAGGACUGAAUAAUCUCCUCUGGAGAUGCCAAAUCCAUAACUUCUCACCUCGGAGUGUCCAUCUCUCAUUGGAGUCUUCUGUUGUACGGAAGCAGUGCAGGGAUGAGGGGAACUUCUGCUGCAAUCAUUUUCUAAGCAGUUUGGUGAAGGGCCCUUUUGCUUUACUGCAAAAUGAAAAAGGGGAGAGAAUUCCUCUGCCAGGGGAAAAGGACCGGGUGAGCAGGAUGGGGGCUGAAGGAACAGGCUGUAGGUGAAUCCGUGAUUUCACGGAUGCAGGAAGCUUGGGUUUUUUCCUUUGUUCUUCAUUUUUCUCUUAUGUUUCAUGCUGUGUUUUUUUGGCUGGUAUCAGCAUUAUUAUUACCAUUACAAGGGCCUGUUUGCUGUCUGGGUACUCGCCAGGUGAUAAGUGUGUUACAGCAGCUCCAAAAAAUUUCAACAGUGUUACAGGAAUCACUUUGUGACCUCUGGGUCAAAACUCCCUUCCAACAGAGCUGUGCUGGCAGUGAGUGAAGCAGCACAUGCUUGGCUUCCCAGUCACUCCCACGGGGGACCUUUGGUCUGUUUUAAGCUUUGACCUGCUUUGUGGUGCCAGUGAAUGAGCAGCACGACCUCUGGGAAAAGAUUGACCAGACUCACUUACGAGUCCUGCAGACUUUGAGUCCGUGUUUCCCUCUGGGCACGCUGGCUCCGUUAUCUUAGGAGGCUUCAUAGUCCAAGGCAGGAGGAUGAGCCAGCUGCUUUCCUACUUGGCUUAAACUUAGCUCUUGUCUGGAGUGGACCUUAGGGUUGUUGCCUGUGUGUGUGAUCAGGCAUUUCUGACACUUGGUUUAUGGUUAAUCUCUUAAUCACAGGUGUCAAAAAUCUGGGAAACAUCAGAAUCCUGGAAUGGCACUUUGAGAAGGGAGGAUGCUGUCCCACAGGACACAACUUGGGUUGUGUUUUAUCACCUGAGCAGAAAGUUUAGCAGGUUGUUAGUUGAAGGUUAGUUGCUCAGAAGGUUGAGUAAAGCCAGGAUAACCUGGGAUUCUUUUUUAAAUAUAAAAAAGCCUCCAGCUGUCUGGGUUAGGCUGACACUGCCUGGGGUGGCAGGAAGUCAGAGUGAAUGUCUCACUGGUGUGAGGUUGGCAUGUUGAGCAGCUCUUGCUGUGGUGAUGGUGUCACUAACGAGGGUGAUGCAAGACCUGUCUGCCGGUCAUGUGUGCGUGUCACAGUUGAGGGAGCUUUGAUUACACAACCCCAACAGCCAGAGCCGUUCUCUGACCAUGCCGUGGCAAUGCUGUGUGGUUUCAAUGACAUAAAUAAAGAUACUGUGGGUUUUUUU